Messenger RNA from Macrosiphum euphorbiae (potato aphid), 762 nucleotides. Lineage: Eukaryota; Metazoa; Arthropoda; Insecta; Hemiptera; Aphididae. The record is from the annotation of a GenBank genome assembly.
AUGUCUCAAGAAAAAGUAAUUGAAAAACCUCUGCAACAGUUUGUUGUGCAAGCUCAAAAAUUGGAAGGUGACAGCUUAGUGGAAGUCAUUAAACAAGCGUUGGAUUGUGUUGACACAUUUGUGUUUGCGGAACUAUUAGAAUGCCCUAAUGUUAUUGCACUGGAGACCACACCUCAUGCACCAUACCUACAUGCAUUACGUAUGUUUUCACAAGGCACGUAUUUGGAUUAUUUGGACAAAAAAGAAUAUUUGCCAGAACUCAGUGAACCCCAGAAGAAAAAACUGCAAUACUUAACAAUCGUUACAUUAGCCAAUAAAAUGAAAAGAAUACCUUAUGAUGUUCUUUUGAAAGAGUUGGAUGUUGAUAAUGUUAGGGACUUAGAGGACCUAAUCAUUGAAGCGAUCUAUUCUAAUGUGGUUUCUGGCGAACUUGACCAACAGAGUGAUUAUCUGGAAGUAGAUUGGACAGUUGGCAGAGAUGUUGGAUCUAAUGAUAUUGACAACAUGAUAGGCACAUUACAGCAGUGGUGUGAUUCAUGUGAGAAUGUUCUUUCUACAGUUCAAGCUCGUAUUGUUGAUGCUAAUCGAACUAAGCAAGAUGUACUAAAACACCGUGCUGCUGUCGACAAUGAAGUUGCUAGCGUGAAAAAAGCAAUUAGGACUCAAAUACAAGAUGAAGAAAUGUCAGUAGAUACUAGCGGUCCUACAAAAAAAAGUGUUAAAGGAAUAAAACCUAGCGGAGCUAAAUUUUGGAACAAGUAA